This is a messenger RNA of Sphaeramia orbicularis (orbiculate cardinalfish), 4431 nucleotides long. It is a transcript of the gene zranb3, whose product is annotated as zinc finger, RAN-binding domain containing 3. NCBI's taxonomy places the organism in Eukaryota, Metazoa, Chordata, Actinopteri, Kurtiformes, Apogonidae. Gene Ontology annotation, molecular function: ATP binding; nucleic acid binding; DNA endonuclease activity. Gene Ontology annotation, cellular component: nuclear replication fork. The record is from RefSeq and is a predicted model, not a curated record. The transcript has 23 exons. The coding region runs from base 354 to 3770 and encodes 1138 amino acids. Gene Ontology annotation, biological process: DNA repair; replication fork processing.
UUUUUUUUUUUUUUUUUAGGUAAUGGCACCUCACAGGCACAUGGUUUAGUGGGAUAUUUUCAGCUAUAAAGUUGUUCUACUUAUAGACGAAUCGUGAUAUUUUGAGACGGGUUUCAUUAAAAGCUGCUACCGGAUUUCCGGUGACAUAACCGACUCUGUCCUUACCGGGAAACUCUUUUCCAUGUUUAACUGUAGUGUUUUGGUAAAACACGCUUUCACCAUCUCAGUGUUGUAUAAACAGCCUUUUUUCAGUUGGUCACCCAUAAAGUAAACAGGAAGAGGAACCAAUGCUACAUCCUAAAAUCUAAGCCAGCUGACUGAGCAUAGACCAGCAAACUGAUGAGGACUUACUAAUGGAAAUGGAUGAUAAUGGCCUACAGACCUCUAACUGUGAUACAAGAUGGUCACGGCAACUGUCAGGCCUUCCUCACAAGCUCCUACAGCGCCUGAUGACUUUCCAAAGGGAAGGAGUGGAGUUUGCUUUGUCAAAGAAUGGACGAUGUAUGAUCGCUGAUGAGAUGGGUCUUGGGAAGACGGUUCAGGCCAUCGCUGUGGCGUACACCUACAGGCAGGAGUGGCCUCUCCUGGUGGUGGUGCCGUCGUCCCUGAAAUAUCCCUGGAUUGAGGAGCUGGAGAGGUGGAUACCUGAGCUGCAGCCUGGAGACAUCAACCUGGUGGAGAACAAGAGCGACACCAUGGGCAUCAGCCGAAGUAAGGUGACCGUGCUGGGCUACGGUCUGCUCACCACCGAUGCUCGCCUGCUGGUCGAGGCUCUGAGCAGGCAGCGCUUCAACGUGGUCAUAGUGGACGAGUCACAUUACCUAAAGUCCCGGAACGCAGCGAGAACCAAGAUCCUGGUUCCAUUAAUUCAGAGUGCCAAGCGAGCCAUCCUCCUCACUGGUACCCCGGCCCUGGGCCGCCCUGAAGAGCUUUUCAUGCAGAUUGAUGCACUCUAUCCCAAGAGGUUUGGAACAUGGACCGACUACGCUAAGAAGUACUGCAACGCCCAUUACAGGUACUUUGGGAAUCGCAGGCAGUGGGACUGUCGCGGGGCGUCAAACUUAGAAGAGCUACACCAGCGACUGAGCCAGAUCAUGAUCCGUCGUCUCAAGGCUGACGUUCUUAGCCAGCUGCCUCCUAAAAUCCGCCAGCGUAUCCCCUUUGACCUGCCGAAAGAGGCUGCAAAGGAGGCCUCAGCCAGCUUUGCCGAGUGGGAGAGACUGAUGAAGGGAAUGGGGUCAGGGGUCGUCAGUGUGGAUAACCCCUUCACUGAGGUCAUGGGACUCGUCACACAAAUGUACAAGCAAACCGCUAUUGCCAAGGCGGGAGCUGUGAAGGACUACAUUAAGAUGAUGCUGGAGGCAGAGCAGCUGAAGUUUCUAGUGUUCGCUCACCACCUCACCAUGCUGCAGGCCUGCACGGAGGCCGUCAUCGAGGCCAAGGUUGGUUAUAUUCGUAUCGAUGGUAGCGUUCCAUCCUCGGAGCGGAUCCAGCUGGUUCACAAAUUUCAGAACGAGCCUGAAACCCGUGUCGCCAUCCUCAGCAUCCAGGCAGCUGGUCAGGGUUUGACCUUCACCGCUGCAAGCCACGUGGUGUUCGCCGAGCUGUACUGGAACCCCGGCCACAUUAAGCAGGCUGAGGAUCGUGCCCAUCGGAUCGGGCAGACUUGCUCUGUUAACGUGCACUACCUCAUUGCCAAGGGCACCUUCGACACCGUCAUGUGGUCCAUGCUCAACAGGAAGGAAACAGUGACUGGCAGGUCUCUCAAUGGGAGGAGAGAAUACUUGAAGGCCGAUGAAGGUGACAAGGAUAAAUGGGAGUUCCUCAACUUUGCCAACGCUUGGACGCCAAGUGAGAUGGUGCUGCCGCUGGAGGGGAGCACAGGAAAUGUCAAAGAUGAUGUGUUUUUCACUCAUUUUGAGAGAGACAAGCAGCACGACAUCCGAUCUUUCUUCUCCCCGAAUGCCACCAAGGAGAGGAAGAGAAGGCGAACAGAAGAUGAAGACACUACCUCUCCAGCUGAUGACAGAGGACUGAAGUCAGACACCACAGAUAAGUGUCAAACCAGUGUCACACCGGAUCAGGAUUUCCUUCCGCAGCAGAAGAGGCUGCGGACCCCACAGGCCAGCUCGAGUCCCAAGUCUCGAUUUGGUGGGAAGCGGAGGGCGACAGUUGGGGGGAUGAGCUCUUGCAGCCCCGGCGCUUUCGUCUCCUUCACGAAUCCACGGAGACUUUCAGCGAGCGGCCCUGUAGCUAAGACGUGGAACUGUGGGGCCUGCACCUACUCUAACAGCAGCCUGUUGCCUUACUGUGAGAUGUGUGAAUUCUCUCGCUCUUCUUCUGAGCCACCCAGACCUCAACCGCCAUCAAACCAAAGGGACCAGGCUUGCGUCGUCCUCUCCAGUUCUGACAGCGAGCCAGAGCUCAGCCCAGGAAAGGCCCCGCCGCCCAAAUCGCUCAAAGACAAACAGAGCGAAGAGGAGGAGGAGGAGGAGAAGGUGGAUGAGCCUCCGAAAGACAAACAGAAAGUAGGAGAAGCAGAGGAGGAGAACAAGCGGCAGCUCAAAGGCAAACAAUCAGCAGGAGAGCAAGGCGACAACAUCGCUGGCAGUGGCAGCUGCCUCCCCCCUGACCACACACGGGGCCAGAGAGCCGCGGUGUGUCUGUCUUCUGCUGCUGAUGCUAAUGACGAUGAUCGGGGCAAUGAUGGAGAUGACGCCAACACUUCCGUUCCUGUCUACCCAGGCCUGCAGUUCUGUGCCAGCCAGUACACAGACCGAAUAUAUAUUUACACCAAGGACGGUACUCCGCUGAACUUGAGUUUCAUCCCUCUGGACAUCAAGCUAACCAACUGGGACGACCUGCCCGAGGCCUUCAGCCGGCGCUGCGAAAAUCGAAUACAGGUGCUGCGUUUUGUUCAGGAGUGGAGUGGCCUGGCAGCCAUGAAGCAGAAGCUCCUCCGACGCAGCGGCCUCCUCUACCACGGCCCUGCUCUUGGCUUGCAGAAGCUGACCACUGCCCAGCGCACGCACUCAAGCACUAAGAGGUACCUCAGCAGAGAUGAGGUGGCACAGGCCUCCAUCAGUAAAGCCCAGCAGGAGGGAGGCAGCGUCCGGGUAGUCACAAAGGAGAACUUCUUUACCAAGAGAAAGUCUGCAACAUCGCUAACACCGCCAGCUCCAGAGAGGCUGGACAAGGAAUCCUCUAAAGCAGCGGAAGAGCCACAUUCCUCUGAGUCUGGAUAUGUGCAGGCUGUGGACAGUGAAGGUGUCCCACUAUGUCUGUCCUGCCAGCGGGCCUGUUCUACUACCGGAGGGGCCUGGGACACCCGGUUCUGCAGCCACAGGUGUCAAGAGGAAUUCCAGUUGCGCUCCAGCCAGACAUACAUGAGGUCGCGUGUGCUGGAGGCAGAGCAGGGCAUUUGUCAGCACUGCGGCCUGCAUGCCCAUGACCUCUUCCUGAAGGUCCGGGAUGCCCCACCCUCCCAGCGCAAGGAGAUGAUGGAGAACACGUGGUUGUCUCAGCUGCCACUCAAAAAGCUGAAUGAGAUGAUCCGCGCCCCAGUCGAAGGGGAUUUCUGGCAGGUCGACCACAUCCGGCCGGUCUACAGUGGAGGAGGACAGUGUUCUCUUGACAACCUGCAGACGCUCUGCACCGUCUGCCACAAAGCCAGGACGGCUCAGCAAGCCAAAGAACGCAGCCAGAUGAAGAAGAGCGUCGCAGCCUCCAAGGUUGCAUCAGACAUCACCAGAUUCUUCGUCAAGAAAUGAACCAGAAAUGAAAAGACAGAAAGGUUUCGUACUGUAAAUAGUGUGAAAGGUGUAAAAUUUUUCCAAAAUGUUUAAAGCGUGGUAUUUGCAUCAUGGCGAAGAGAGGUGUAUCAUGAUUCAAUAACCAAAUUCAUAUGAAACCAUCUGAAAUGCCAUUUAGCCUGGCAGAUUAGGAUAAAAGGCUACCUUCCUUUUGAAUCUGUACUCCUUCAAGGUCCAUACUUUUUCAUCAUUUCACUUUCUGAUGAAAUCACUGACAUCCUGUUUAGGGGUCAGGUGGCUGACUUCGCUGCAGGGGACACUAGUGGUGGAGAUUUACCUAAAACAGUGAUGACUGCAUCAAAUGCAAAUUCAGCCGACUCCACUCUCGUCCCCGAACCGUCACGAGUGCGGUAGUUUUGAUUUAUGAUGGCCCCCUUUUGCUCGAGGCUGAAAUGGAGCAGGUUGUUUAGAGAGAUGCUGCUAUUUUAAGAUUUUGCGAACUUAGUGAAAAGUAGCAGGUGAGAGAUGAAUUGGGGGCUUUGUGAUUAAAACUCCACGGCAGAAAACAAAACUGAGUGUCCUCAUUGGCGCCCUCAACAAGUGACACCUUGUAAAUCUUCCUCUUUGGAAGAUAGAUGAACGCUCUCCAGUGAAAUAAAAACCUAUUUUUUGCGCUUCA